Messenger RNA from Gongylonema pulchrum, 372 nucleotides. NCBI's taxonomy places the organism in Eukaryota, Metazoa, Nematoda, Chromadorea, Rhabditida, Gongylonematidae. The record is from the annotation of a GenBank genome assembly.
GUCAUUUGUUUAAUUCAGGUCCAGAAUUUCAUGAUGUUUUGCGAAUUUUUCAUCGAGAAAGCACCGAAUUUGAGAAAAAUACGUUUGCGCACGCGUUACAACUCCGAAGCAGAAGAGCACCUUAAGCAAUUACAAUUGAGCAUGGAAAAAUUCGGCGUGGAGCUGGUUGUUCAAUUCGAUGAUGACUUGCAUGAUCGCGAAUUCAGGCACAUGUUCAUUUUCAGGUUUGACAACGGCUGGCUAGUGAAAAUUGGACGUGGUCUAAGUUAUUUUCAAAAAACUGAAAGUUUUUCAAUUGGAAAAUUCAACACGAAUUUACGAAAAUGCCUGGAAACAUCUGUUGAUAUUUUCCGUAUGGAACUACAGCGUUGA